Messenger RNA from Sinocyclocheilus anshuiensis, 5579 nucleotides. Its product is annotated as glutamate-rich protein 3-like. NCBI's taxonomy places the organism in Eukaryota, Metazoa, Chordata, Actinopteri, Cypriniformes, Cyprinidae. The annotation marks the transcript as partial. The transcript has 13 exons. The record is from RefSeq and is a predicted model, not a curated record.
AGUCUUAUUUCAGUUUACAAUAGCUUAACUGACAAACAUCUGACUGUAUACUUCAACAAUGCAAGAAUACGAAGACAUCUUCAGAAAGUCGGCCUGAUCACUCGGAGCGGCCGGAUUGUUCCUGAUAAGGAGUACAAACACAAGCUGAUCCAGCGAGCGCAUCAGAGACAUGUGAGGGAGUGUCUAGCUCAGGCCAUCUUUCACAAGGUGCUAGACAUGGAGCGCCUUCAUCAAACUGAGAUCAAGAGAAAACUUGGGGAAUUUGCACGGAGGGAACAAAUCCACAAAAUGAAGGCUGAGCGCACCAAGAGAUAUGAGGAUGAACCAAUGCUAAUGCUGUCACCUCGGCCACCCACAAGGCCAAAGAUCUCACACGCACGGCAUUCUGGGCCGGAGGGAGAGCAUUCUGAGUCAACAGAAUCUCCGAGUUCCUCCAGGCCAAACACAGCUCCAGGGAAGAUGCAGAGGCCUGUUCGACUUAAGCCCCUAAACAGCAACAGUGCCACGGCCUCUCUGAAAAGAACCUCCCCUCGACACAGACCCCGGGACCGGGACCGGGACUCCUCCAAUGACACCGAUCAGCCCCUCAGUUAUACACUGGACAGAGAUGCCGUGAAACAGUUGACAACAACAGACUUCUCUAGCACUGUCUCGCCCUACCGUCUUCCUGUCAUUAACAACUAUGUGACCCCUGUGCCACCCCUCACAAAGAAGAAAGAAAGAGGGCAGAGAGCGAACGGCACACUCAGGGGUCGAAAGUUAAGACCCACUACGGCACCAACAGCUGCUACAGAGCCGUCUUCUCUCCAGAGGACAUCAGCCCAGAGUAAAGUAUUAGUAAGCAUGGUGUACUUUGGGAAGAGUGUUCACCUGUCCCAUGAUCUGAUGGACCUCAGAGAUGAAGUGAAGCUCUUCCAGCAGCACUGUGGAGGAGAGAACCUGUGUGUCUACAAAGGGAAGCUGAGAGAAGGAGAAGUGUUCCAGUUUGUGUCAAGACGCCACCAGGGAUUUCCCUUCAGUCUUACCUUCUUCCUGAAUGGCCUGCAAGUGGAUCGGCUCAGCUCCUGCUGUGAGUUCAAACACAGGAAAGGUGCUCGGCUUGGGGGCAGACAUGGACACUUUGGAUUUUGCGGUGUGGAAGGAGCCUCUCCAUGCUACAAGUGUAUUAUUGCUAUGGGCUUGGACAAAAAACCCACCCCUCCUCAAAAAAGAGUGAAAGAGGAGCUGCCAACCACUAAAUCCUCUGAUGCUAAGGAGGCCACAGAUGUAGAUAUAGAAACACAUUCCAAUGCAGAGCCUGACACGCCUCAGGAAAUGGAGACAGAACCUAAUGGAGAAACAACACGACAGAAAAAGACCAAAGACGACUAUGAGGAGGACUUUGAGGCAGAUGAUGAAGGGCCAGUUGAAGAUGGUGAUGAAGUAGAGGAAAAUCCAUCACCUGCUGCUAAUAGAGGAGAAAAAGAAACUGAGAACAGGGAUGAAAAUGAUAUAAAUGAAGAGAAAAGCAACUCUGACAGUGAUGUUGCCAGUAUGUCUAAGGUCAAAAGGUCAUCAUCUGUCUCAUCUGGUCGAACGUCCAGCUUGUCCAGCAGUGACAAUGACAAUAGUGAAAGAGAAAUUGUGGAGGACACCAAAGAAGUCACCACUGCUGAUGUUCCAGAGGAGAGCAUACAUGCAGAGGAAGUUCUCACCACAGCUGAGACCAAACCAGAGGAGACAGAGGCCACAGAGUCCAGCGAUGUUACAUUGCCUCAAGCUGCAGCGGAAGACUCUGGGACACAGGAUAGUCCAGGGGAUGGCAUGGAGAAGAGCGACCUGGAAAUGUCAGAAGACACAGACAAGAAAGAGGGAACUGAAGGUGAGCAAUCUGGGGAGGAUGCCAAACCUGAAGAUAAGCCACAAGAAAAUGAGCCGGAGAGAGCCAAGUCAAUGCAGGAGAAGUUGGCUGAGGCCAUUUUGAAGGAAUCUCAAUGUAGUUCAGAGCCAGAGUUUAGUGAUACAAGCACAGAGGAAGAUGAAGGGGCCUCAGUGAAGACCCAACAGGAUGGCCAAGAAACCGAAAUGGCUGAAAUCACUUCGCCACAACCAUCAAAUACACGGGAUGACAUUCUGGAUGAAAGUGAAGCCAACACACAGGAAGUUGUGUGUGAGGAAAGGGCGCAUGAUGAUGAGAAGUGUCAGCCUGCAGAAGAAACAAAUGCACAGGAACCUCAUUUCCACACAGAAGAAGAAGUACAAGAAAUAGAUGAGACUCAGGAGGGAGCAGAAAGUUUAGACAGGGCGAAAGAACAAAGUAAGAGUACAAAUGAGGCUGAACAACAAAAAAGAGAGGAAGUAAAAACUGAAACUGAGGAGGCAGAGGAGAAAGUUAUGGAUGGAGAUGAUACAAAUGCAGAGGUUAAUACAGAGUCUAAAAAAGACAAAGAAUCAUUAGUACAAGAACCAGAGACACAUGCUGAAACGUUGGACACUGGAAAUACAGACACUGAGGUUUCAGAGAUGGAGGGAGAGGGUCAGGCAUCUCAGACAGAGAAUGGUACAGAAACAGGUGCAGGUGACACUGAGAGGCAGCGAGAUGCUGAUGACGUAGAUCAGAACAUAGAGAGGAGGAGCGAUGGACAGACAGACAGAGAUGAAAGAGAAGACCUAGCAGAUGAGGCUGGGGUUGAUAGGUCAACUGGGGAAAUGGUACAGGAGACAGAUGACAAGGUUGAUGAUGGUAAGGUGGAAGAUGGAGAAAAAUCUAGUGAAGAUAAGGCAGAGGAAGAAGCUGCAGAAAAGCUAGAGGUUCAGGAUAGAAGUGAAAGUCUGGGAAAAGAGGAGACAGAGAAACCUGGGGAUGAAGAGACCCAAGAUGGUGAGAAAGAAAAUGAGUUAGAGGGUGGCGACAAUUUAAAUGCAGAAGAGAAAGAAAAUGAGGACAGUACAGAAAAAUUUGAAGAUGGUGUGAAUGUUGGUGAUGAACAUGAAGGUGAAGCUGAAGAACUGUCUAGUGAGGCUGGGAAUAGACAAAAUGAGUCAGAGGAUGUUCAAGAUGUAAGGACACAGGGUAAUGAUAAAGAGGAUGAUGAACAGAACGAAACAGAAGAUGAACAGGUUAGAAAUAAACUUAGUGUUGAGGCAGAGGAAGAAGGGCAAGAGAAGCCAAACAGUGAGGAUGAUAAUGGAGGAGAAACCGAAAAAGUGAAAGACAAAACAAUGGAAGAUGGGGCUCAGAAAGCGGAAGAAGAAGCAGAGAUGGAGGACCAAAAGAUAGAUGAGAUGGCAGAGGGAGCAGAUGGAAAUUGUGUGGAGAAUGAGCUAGAAACGGGUGAAAAGUUGGUAGAAGAGCCAAAGAAAGAGGUGACAGAUAUGAACAAAAUUAGUGAGAAUACUUUAGAGGCAGGGGAUGGAAAAGAAGAGGCCGUUUCUGAUGAAAAUACAGCCCAAAAACUAGAGGUCAACUUUGAGGACCAAAAUGAGGAAUCCGUUUCACAGGAAGAACAAAAUGAAGUAGGUUCAAGGGGGGCACCCGAUGAUGACACAGAGGCCAGUACCAAGGAAGAAGUGGAUGAACCUGCUGGGCUGAAUAAUGUCCUGCUAGAUAGUAACAUGGAUGCUGAAAAUGGAGAGAGACAAGACGUCAGUCUUGAAGAGGCUGAGAAGGUAGAAGAAUAUCUACAAGAGGAAACGCAAGGUAAAUCAGAGGGUGAGACAACUGGUGAUAGGGCUCAAGAAGUUAUAGAUGAUAAUGAAAAGCCAGAAACUGAUAAAGAUGUGAAAGAAGAAGAAAAACAUGAUGACAACGAGCAAGAGAUUGAAAACAAGUCAGAUGCUGAACUUGUUCCCUCCGAAAGAGAGUCUCAAUUGGGUGAUGAACAUGAGGACCAGGCCAGUGACAAUCAAAAAGCAGACAAAGAAGAGGCUGAUAAAGAAUCAGAAACAUCUGCAACAACGUUCAUAGAAAACGUAACUGCUCAGAGAACACAGGAGACAAUCAAUAAGGAUACAGAAAAUGACAUUGUCUCGGCAGAUGCCAAAGCACAAGAACCAAAUGAGUCAGAACUGAAAGGUACUGACAAUGAACUGAGAAGUAGAGAUGCUCCUGAAGUAAUGGAUGGUGAUCCAGUGGAACCUUUGGAGAGGAAAGUGAAUUCUGUAAAUAAUGAUGGUGGCUCAUCUGUUUCCCAUUCACUGAAAUCACAGCCUGUGGAGAAAGUCAAAGAUCCAGUUCUGAGCAUCGAUUCAGAAGAUCUGGCCAUUCAUUCAGAAGCUUUAACUAAAGCAGCUGGGGUAGAUCUAGUAAGUAACUGGAUUAACAUACACCAAGAAUCAAGGUAUUUUCAGACAUUUAUCGAGCCUCUUGAUGAAGAGGGUCUUAUCUCGGAAGAAACCGAGGAGAGGCUAAAUGGUGAAGUAAAUGCUACAGACGCACCAACAAGUACUGAUAUUGAGGGCCUUGAUGAAACACUCAAGAGUGGAGAUGAAAUUGCAACUCCUGCAAGGAAAAAUCUCAAUGAGAACACAGAGUCUGUAGUUGAAAGCUUGAAAACAGAGACCAAAGCUGAGGCCAUAGAAGCAGAUGCUCACAGUAAUCACUCUAAAGACAGCAUACAUACCUCAACCAAAGAUGAAAGAGUCCAGGAGGCUGGAGAUACUAAAGGUUCUUUGGUCACUGCUUGGUCAAGACAGAGUAAUGAAGAACAGACCAAUCAAAAAGACAUUGCUGGACAGGAAACUUCAAUAUCAGAUGAUGUCAUAAACCUAGGGACAACAGCAACAUCUGAAGACAUUCAAGAGCGAGCACUAUCUGAAAUGGAACAUCAGGAUGUACCGACGAAUGUCAACCUGAAUGGAAAAGAGUCAGAAAGAAGUAAUCAACAAAAUAUGACUGAUGAAACCACGCAUUUAUCCCAAACAGAGGAAGCAAGUAACAAAGAGACCCUGGAGAGUUCAGAACACAAUUUGCAACCUGAACAUGUAUCUCAGAGUCCAACAAUCACAGUAAUUACAGACCUCAAAAUCAUCAAUAAAUCGGAAAACGGAAGCCAAGAUGACACUGCAAGUGUAGACUUCCAUUCCAGACAGUCGGAUGGAAACAGGAGAACGAAAGUAAUCGAUGGUCAUUUAAAACAGACUCUCAGCAGCAGAGACACUUUAAGCACAUUCUCAUUGGACGACGCAAGGUUUUUUGGGCCCUCAGGAUAUCCAAGAUUAACGACUGCUCACACGGAGAACAGUUAUUAGAACAAUAGUAAAUCCUUUAGCUAACCCAGGGGUGUCCAAUCCUUCUCCUGUUCCACCGAGUUUAGGUCCAACCCCAAUUACACAUAUCUGAACCAGUUAAUCAGGGUCUUCAGGAUUACUAGAACUUCCAGACAGGUGUGUCGGGGCAAGUUUGAACUGAACUCUGCAAGACAUUGGCCUUCCAGGAGCAGGAUUGGACCCAUAUUAAUGGGUUUACAAUAGUGGCACUUCCUUUUCCUUAUCAGAGACCCAUAGUGAGUCCUGUAUGCUUGGUAGAGAAGCUAUCAACAGCCCACUGAAAAUAGACACCGUAGGACUCGCACAGCACAAAUAAUUUAAUUAUUCAUGAU